Parascedosporium putredinis is the source of this 1053-nucleotide messenger RNA. Lineage: Eukaryota; Fungi; Ascomycota; Sordariomycetes; Microascales; Microascaceae. The record is from the annotation of a GenBank genome assembly.
AUGCGUCUUCUUUCAGCGUCACGUCUCCUUUUAUUAUUAACGCCGGCUCUCCCAUUUGUGUCUGCGGAGACAACGACCACCAGCGAGGCUCCGCCAGCAUGCACCGCGAGUGGUGGAUCUACAGCUAUCGGCGGCUUCUUUGAUCUACGGCCUGACAUCGCGGUGGCCCCCGAGGAAGAAGGAAAGUUGAGGAAGCGGGCAGUGACCGCGGACUAUCAUGCGAACGGGUUCGACUACAAAUCCAACUUCACUCUAAACAUUUGCGCGCCGGUGGUUAAGCCGGUGAGCGAUGUCGUGGGCCUCUCAAAAACCCAGUGGCAAAAUGUGAGCGCUUAUUAUACCUCGGUUGAUGGGGACAUAUACUCUAUAGGGCAAGAGUCUAUGAGGCUGCAGACAAGGGGCCGGAAGCUCGUUCUCCAGUAUACGGGAGGCUCUCCCUGCGGCAAGAACGCUAAAUCGAAGCGGGAUUCCCGCGCUGUCCACGAUGGCGCCACUUAUAAAUACGAAGACUAUGUCGACGACGAGGACGCCUCCACCGAGGACAAGACUCAGGCCACGCGGACCAAAAGCCAUGACGACGAGGACGACGAGGACGAGGACGAAAAGCAUAAGAAGAGCGAUAGGCGCAAGUCAACCAUCAUAUCAUUCCUUUGCGACCGUGAUCCUCUUGCCGCGCAUGCAGCGGUUCAUUUCGUUGGCACCGACCCCGACGAGUGCGCCUACUUCUUCGAGGUACGGUCGCAGCAUGCGUGCAUCGCCGCCGAACCGCAUCAGCCUGGAACAAUCGGACCCGGCGGCGUAUUUGGGCUCAUAGUGGGCAUUGCGCUCGUCGUGUAUUUCGCAGGCGGCAUCUUUUACCAGAGGACGGUAGCGCACGCUCGCGGAUGGAGACAACUUCCCAAUCAUAAUAUCUGGCAAGGCAUUUGGACCUUCAUUUCAGCUCCUCCCUGGACAAGGGGCUAUAGGCCCCUCUCGCGGUCCCCAACAAACUGGCGGAACCGGGAUGACGAGAAUAGGCUUAUCGACCAGCUUGAUGAGGAGUGGGACGAUUGA